AUAAGAUUCAUUCGUUCGGGAUUCGGACUCCAGGUUUCGCGCCGUAUGAUGAUUCUCUAUAAAGAAGAACCAACUGUAUGUCGGUUUCGCGUUGUUGUUCAGUAGCGGUGAUGCAUAUCUGUAAUAACAGUAAUGUAGUAAACAUACUAAACAAUUAAACUUAUUCUAAAUAAAAGCUGCUUCUCGGAUUCCAACCCCACAAUCUUUACCGCGCUGCCAUAUCUUAACAAAAGCCAGGUUCACACACCAGGAAGUGACAUCAUUUGUGUAGGAUAACAACAGCACAAGCAUCACAGACAGAGGAAGGCCUCAUGCAGGACGGGCAGACGUGUGCAGACAUGGAGGAGUCAGUGCCGUGUUUCGGGACCCCAGGCCCCACGGUCACCUUCCAUCACCUCCGCUACCACGUCACAGAACGACUGGGGAUGUUCAGUAGGGAGUGGGUUGAAAAGGACAUCCUCAAAGAUGUCAGUGGUAUCAUGAACCCUGGAAUGAAUGCUGUUAUGGGCCCGACUGGAAGUGGAAAAACAUCGCUCCUGGAUGUCAUUGCGGGACGGAAAGAUCCUAAGGGCCUAAAAUCAGGCCAAGUUCUGGUGGACAACACCACUGUGACCUCUGACCUCAGACUGUGCUCUGCUUAUGUAGUUCAGAAUGACAUCCUGAUGGGAACUCUGAGUGUAAGAGAGAACUUAGCAUUCUCUGCCAAUCUUCGCUUGUCACGCAAAGAGUAUUCCUCCGCUGACAAGAAGAUGAGGGUCGACUCCGUCAUCCAGGAGCUCGGCCUGAAAGAUUGCGCAGAUACGAAGAUCGGGACCAUGUUUUUGCGUGGUAUUUCUGGUGGAGAGAAGAAGAGGUGCAGCAUUGGGAUGGAGCUCAUCACGUCCCCUUCCCUCCUGUUCCUGGAUGAGCCCACCACAGGCCUGGACGCCAACACUGCCAACUCCAUCAUGGGACUGCUGCAGAAGCUCUCCAAAAAGGGUAAGACCGUGAUCUUCUCCAUUCACCAGCCGCGCUACUCCAUCUUCAGCCAGUUUGACCACCUCACUCUCAUGAAUAAAGGAGAAAUCAUCUACGCUGGGGCCGCCAACAAAGCCAUCGGCUACUUUGAGAACUUGGGUUACAAGUGCGAGCCAUUCAACAACCCGGCGGACUUCUUCCUGGACGUCACGAACGGAACCGUCCUUCCUCAAAUACACAACGAUAAAUCAGAGAAGUGUAGCAACAGUGAGGAGACGGAAGAAAAUGAGAACCCUCUGGCCGUCAUUUACAGGCAGUCCCCUCAUUUCCUCACAAUAAAAGACAGACUCGAUCAGAUUUCAGAUGGGCUUGACCCUGAGGUCACUAAAGGUGACGGGGUCGGUUACGCCACACCUUUCUAUUACCAGCUCAUGCUGGUGAGCGGCCGCACCGUAAGAAACAUCUUGAGGAAUCCGCAGACGUCCUACGCCCAACUCUUCCUCAACAUCUUCUUUGGUAUUUUGGUGGGACUGAUCUACUACCAGAUCCCACACACUUUACCAGAGGCUCUUCAGAACAGAACGGGAGCUUUCUUUUUUCUGGUCAUUAACAUGGUGUUUGGCAAUCUGUCCGCGGUGGAGCUCUUCAUCAGCGAGAGAGUGCUCUUCAUCCACGAGAACUCGAGUGGCUUCUACCGCACCUCGGUCUACUUCCUGUCCAAAGUGUUUGCUGACCUCAUACCCAACCGCAUCCUCCCCGUCUUCAUCUUUUCUGCCAUCCCGUACUUCAUGAUGGGUCUGAAGCCUGAAGUGGAGGCCUUCUUCCUGUACUGUUUGACCAUGAGUAUGGUCAGUCUGUCAGCGGUGAGCUUGGCUUUCCUGGUCAGUGCCAGCGUGGGCUCCUUCGCCAUGGCUAACAUCCUCAUCGCAAUGCCUUAUGUCUUCAUGAUGGUGUUUGGAGGUUUCCUAGUUAACCUGAAUUCGAUGCUGAGCUGGAUGUCCUGGCUGAAGUGGGCCAGUAUAUUCCGAUAUGGCUACAAUGCACUUGCCAUCAUUGAACUAAAAGAUCAAGUCUUUACCAGUAACUACACCAGCAGUUUGAGAGGUGACGUGUACCUGGAUCAUCAAGAGAUCGACCACAGCACGUGGGGCUUUUGGCAGAACCAGGUCGCUCUGACAGGCAUCAUGUGCGUGUGUCUGAUUCUUGCCUAUGUGCAGCUGUGUCGGAUUAAUCGCUGGAAGUGAAAGAAUGACACUGGUUGGGUAAUCAGUCUCAUUUUUUUAUUUAUUUUGAACCCUGAAAUCAGGAAAACACACAUGUACAGUGAAAUGUGUCAGCCACGCAGAAUCCACAACUCGCUACCUCAUUUUCUUCACACCUGCUACCUCCAAAACUACCUGUGGCAUGAAGUAUAAAACUGCUUGAACUUUUUCAAUGUUUAAUCUGAUAUAAAAAAUGCAAAACAAAAAUCAAACG
Messenger RNA from Carassius auratus (goldfish), 2433 nucleotides. RefSeq names its product ATP-binding cassette sub-family G member 2-like. Gene Ontology annotation, biological process: transmembrane transport. Gene Ontology annotation, molecular function: ATP binding; ATP hydrolysis activity; ABC-type transporter activity. The transcript is spliced from 16 exons. NCBI's taxonomy places the organism in Eukaryota, Metazoa, Chordata, Actinopteri, Cypriniformes, Cyprinidae. The coding region runs from base 312 to 2201 and encodes 629 amino acids. Gene Ontology annotation, cellular component: plasma membrane. The record is from RefSeq and is a predicted model, not a curated record.